AUGACGAUGAUGGCCUACGGAGGAUGGGGAAGCAGCAGCACGGCGCCGCCGCCGCUCACGCUGAAGCUCCAGGUGAACACCCGCACCAACCGCGUGGUCUGCGCCGAGGCCGAGAAGGACAUGGCGGACUUGCUCUUCUCCUUCGGCAACAUCCCCCUCGGCGCAGCCGGCAGGCUGCUUGGCAGGGGCUCCAUGGGGAGCUUCGGCAACUUGUCCCAGAGCCUCGGGGGGCUCCACGCCUCCUACAUCAUCGACCAAGACGCCAGGGACGCCCUGCUCGCGCCCACGGGCCGCGGCCUUCUCCUGCUUGCCGGCGGCGGGUCGUCGUCGUCGUCGUCUGGCGGGUUCGUGCGGGGGGCCGUGACCUACACGGUCAUGGACGACCUCACGGUCACCCCCAUGUCCGUCAUCUCUUUGGCCACCAUCCUCAAAAACAACAAAAUCAAGGACAUCGGCCACCUCGAGGAAAGGCCUGUCCUGGUGGGACCCACUGAGGCUCUGGAGUUACUGAAGGCGUCACUGCAGUCCAACACCGUACUCACCGACGUCUUCCUUAGGAGGGCCUGA
This is a messenger RNA of Triticum turgidum subsp. durum (durum wheat), 567 nucleotides long. NCBI's taxonomy places the organism in Eukaryota, Viridiplantae, Streptophyta, Magnoliopsida, Poales, Poaceae. The record is from the annotation of a GenBank genome assembly.